Molecule: messenger RNA, 1775 nt
Organism: Linum trigynum
Lineage: Eukaryota; Viridiplantae; Streptophyta; Magnoliopsida; Malpighiales; Linaceae
Source: the annotation of a GenBank genome assembly
AAACAACACGGCUAACCGACGGGUUGUGAGAGUAUGAGUGUGGGUGGGUAUCCAUGAGUUGGAUACACUUAAAUUCGAAUCCAAUCCAACCAUUGAAUAGUGCAGCGGGUUUCAACCCGAACCCAACCCAUAUUUCAUCAAUAUAGAUUUUACUCGCUUUAAUCGGGUUGAAUAGAGUAGUAUGAAUUCCGAUUUUGUUGCCAUCACUAUGUUGAAAAUUGAAACAAACAUAUGAGUUAUGACCGCGCUGGGAGGAGAGGAACCUCUUUCUGAUAUUGUUGGGCUUUAGCUGAGUGGGCCUUUUAUGAAAAGCUCAUCAGCCCAAGUAGUCCAUGGCAUGCAAUGCAAGUCAAAAAUGCAGGGACGGAGCAACUUGCUUCAUCACUCCCCGACCUGGCGACCUCUAAACCCUAAAACCCUUAAAGCUUCCAUCCGCUAGAGCCUAUAAGUAUAAGACCCUCGCCCGCCUCCAAAUUGACAGAGCACACGAAACCUAGCCCCAAUCUCGUUCGUUUACUGUUCUAAUCGAGCUACAAUGGCACCUCCAAGAGGAAGAUCCGGUGGUUUCAGAGGUGGAAGGGGCGGUGAUAGCGGCGGCCGAGGAAGGGGCGGCGGCCGCGGCGGCGGUAGAUUCGGUGACCGGGGCGGGAGUGGGAUGAAGCCCCGUGGCGGAGGUCGCGGCGGUUUCGGCGGCCGUGGUGGAGGGAGGGGUCGUGGCGGUGGCCGUGGAGGCGGCGGGAUGAAAGGUGGGAGCAAAGUUGUGGUUGAGCCUCAUAGACACGAAGGUGUGUUUAUUGCCAAGGGGAAAGAAGAUGCUCUUGUUACAAAGAAUCUUGUUCCUGGCGAGGCUGUCUACAAUGAGAAGAGGGUAUCUGUGCAGAAUGAAGAUGGGACUAAGGUUGAGUACAGGGUUUGGAACCCCUUCAGGUCGAAGUUGGCAGCUGCAAUCCUCGGUGGUGUUGAUAAUAUCUGGAUUAAACCAGGUGCUAAGGUUCUCUACCUUGGAGCUGCAUCAGGAACUACUGUGUCUCACGUGUCAGAUCUUGUUGGCCCCACUGGAGUGGUUUAUGCAGUGGAGUUUUCACAUAGAAGUGGUAGGGAUUUGGUGAACAUGGCUAAAAAGCGCACAAAUGUUAUUCCUAUCAUUGAAGAUGCUAGGCAUCCAGCCAAGUACCGCAUGCUAGUAGGCAUGGUUGAUGUCAUAUUUUCUGAUGUUGCUCAACCUGAUCAGGCUAGGAUUCUAGCGCUGAACGCAUCUUACUUCUUGAAGGCUGGUGGUCACUUUGUCAUCUCUAUCAAGGCAAACUGCAUUGACUCCACAGUGCCGGCAGAGGCAGUGUUUGAGAGUGAAGUGAAGAAGAUGACACAGGAGCAAUUCAAGCCUGCCGAGCAGGUGACACUGGAGCCAUUUGAGAGAGACCACGCGUGUGUCAUUGGUGCUUAUCGUGUUCCUAAGAAGCAGAAAGCUUGAAGUCUUUUUCCUGGACCUGUAGUAUUUCGAUAUCUUGAGAUCCUUGAUGACUUUGUAGCUUAGAUAGCUUGCAUGCCCCCUUGUUGUUGGGGCCUUGUAUUAUUUUUUAUAACUACUGCUCCUUUGGUGCGAGUCAGAAUUUUGUGGGAUGAAAAGCUGGUCUGCCUAAGUUAUAUAUUUUGUGCCAACUAUAUAAGCAUUUGUGCCUAUGCAAUUCUCCUCUUAUGCGAAAAUAUGAUUGAAGGAAAGUGAAAACUGUUUAACAGGCAGCGCUUAUUACAGAAUAUAAAACGCGACUGAUGCG